Molecule: messenger RNA, 763 nt
Organism: Linum tenue
Lineage: Eukaryota; Viridiplantae; Streptophyta; Magnoliopsida; Malpighiales; Linaceae
Source: the annotation of a GenBank genome assembly
CUCGUUUUAAGCGAACCAAUCAGGUCCUACCAUUUCCCAAUUCCACCUUGUCAAGUUGAAGUCGCCUUCCUCUCAUCCCUCCAUUUCUCUCCGCGUCUUCUCUGCAUCCCUAGCUUCAAGUCUUCAGCCUCCAUUUCUUCCGACGAUCUCAGCUAUGGGCGGCGGCAAUCGGUGGUUGAGGCCUGAGGUGUAUCCUCUGUUCGCCGCGACGGGAGUUGCUGUAGGGAUCUGCGCCUUCCAACUGAUCCGCAACAUCUCCGGCAAUCCUGAAGUCAGGGUGAAGAAGGAUAACAGGGCAGCGGGGAUACUGGAGAACUUUGCGGAGGGGGAGAAGUACUCGCAGCAUGCUCUUCGGAGGUUCGUGCGAGACAGGGCGCCGGAGAUCAUGCCCAAACUCAACAGCUUCUUCUCCGACCCCAAAUGAAAACCCUAAUUGCUGUUCUAAUACAAAAGAAAUGGAAUUUGGUGGAGGACAAUUACUGUGAUAGAACACUCAAAGAUUGGUGUUGCAGUUUACUGGACCGCAUAUUUUGUUCUCAGAAAAUAAGAACCGGUUUCUGGAAUUUGUGGAAUGUACCAUUGAUUGGAUGCAUGUUUGAUUUGUCUAUUGAUCUUGUGAUUAUGAUGUGGUGUUCUAUGACCCGGAUUUCAGUGCUCGUGUUUCGUUCUUACAGUGUUCCGGCUCUUGCUUGUUCGGAGUAUUAUACGUUCGUAUCAUCGCUACCUAGAAAAUGUAUUGCAAGUUUUUGAUUCCUUUGGAAGG